GGCCCCUGGGGGCCCCCCCGCCCGGCCCCUUGGCUCACUGAGCUGCCGCAGACGGCCGGGGCAGUGGCCCGCCCGGACCGGGCAGCGCCCCACCGCGCCGCCGUCCCGCGGGCACCAGACGGCCCGGGCCGCCCCCCUCCCCGGGGCGAGCUGCCAGGUGUCGGCGCUGGGCGCCCGGGACGAGGAGAGGCUGCUGGAGGUGGUUGGGGGGACGGCGAGCGCAGCCUCUACCCCUACACCUGGCUCAGAGACAACUGCCAGUGUCCGGCCUGCACCCUGCAGUCGGCCCGGGCCCGCAGCCUGCUGUUCUCCCAGCUGGACGUCCACACCGGGCUGCAGGAGGUGCAGCUCGCUGGGGACAACCAGGUGUCCAUCUUGUGGCCCGACCACCACGUCAGUCGCUUUGAGCUGCAGUGGUUGCGGAGACGCUGCUUCUCUCCGGCUGCCAGGCAGGCGAUGCAAGAAGAGCUCUUCAUCAACGAGCGGAGCCACUGGGACUCGGAGCUCCUGAUCCCCAGCGCCAGCUUUGAGGAGGUCCUGACGGACGAUAAGGCGGCCCUGGACUGGCUGCUGGCGCUUCGGCGCGUGGGCGUGGUCUACCUGCGGGGGGCGCCGUCGGAAAGAGGCCAGGUGGCCCGACUGAGCGAGCGGAUUGGAUUUCUGAGGAUGACGUUCUACGGCCCAACUUGGCAGGUCCAGGACAAGGCGAUGGCGGUCAAUGUAGCCUACACAGCGGGUGACCUCAGCCUCCACACAGACUACCCUGCGCUGCACCAUCCGCCUGGAGUCCAGUUCCUGCACUGCAUCCAGCAGGCGGAGCUGGGGGGCGAGAGCGAGGUGGUGGACGGCUUCCACAUGGCCGAGGUCCUGCGGAGAGAAGACCCGCAGGCCUUCCGGACCCUCAGCUCACUCAGGGUGGACUUCUCUGACAUGGGAGAGGACUACUGCGACUUCAGGGUGCAUUCCAAGAACCACAUCAUCGACGUGGACUGUGAGGGUCAGGUCUCCAGGAUCAACUACAACAACGCCACCAGAGACUCUGUGAUGGACCUGCCCCUGGAUCAGGUCCAGGAGUUCUACAGAGCGCUGAAGGCCUAUGUGGACAUCAUGAACCGCCCAACCAACGUGGUGACAUACCGCAUGGAGCCAGGCGACAUCGUGACCUUUGACAACUGGCGGCUGCUCCACGGGCGUCAGAGCUACACCAGCUCCAGCGAGAAGCGGCGCCACCUGGAGGGGGCGUACCUGGACUGGGACGAGGUCAUGUCCCGCCUUCGGAUCCUCCGCCAUGCCGUCGGACGCGAGGACCGGCACUGAGCCUCCAGCCUCCAGCUAGCAGAGCCUCCAGCCUCCAGCUAGCAGAGCCUCCAGCUAGCAGAGCCUCCAGCUAGCAGAGCCUCCAGCUAGCAGAGCCUCCAGCUAGCAGAGCCUCCAGCCUCCAGCUAGCAGAGCCUCCAGUCUCCAGCUAGCAGAGCCUCCAGCCUCCAGCUAGCAGAGCCUCCAGUCUCCAGCUAGCAGAGCCUCCAGCCUCCAGCUAGCAGAGCCUCCAGCUAGCAGAGCCUCCAGCCUCCAGCUAGCAGAGCCUCCAGCCUCCAGCUACCAGAGCAUCCAGCUGAAAGAAGCAUCGAACUAGCAGAGCCUGGAGCUAGCAUAGCCUCGAGUUAGCAGAGCAUUGCGCUAGCAGAGCUAGGAGAUCGACCGGACACCUGAGGUAAACAUCGCAAUCACAAAUAACGCCACAGGACCAUGCUGAAUACCAAGUGAAUACCAAACGAAUACCAAAGGAAUACCCCAUUAAGACCUAAUGAAUACCAUACAUACCAUGUGUAUGGAGUAAAACCUGCCUUAGAUUUAUAAAGUAACAAUUGUAUCUUAUCUAAAUAAAUUUAGAAACUACAAAAAGGUAAAUUUUUGUCAGGGGAAAGGCCAGAAAGGCAACCAGCAACACAGAUCUAUAUUUUUUCAUUCUAAGUUUUAGAUUUAAGAGGUGUGGCAAUAUAGUUUGAGUGGUGAUUUUUCUAAAUUUAAAUUAUUUUUCUAGGUGUUCACACCCCAUGGCAAGUGUAUUUUAAAUGCCUUGUAUAUUUUCUAAUGAAGUUAAAAAAAGUAUUUAAGCGUUAAGAUUUUGACUCAAAAGUUACAAUUUCUUCGUAGAUAAAUGUAGAGAUGAAUACAAAAGUAAUACAAUGUAAAGUGAACUUUCAUUUAUUAACAAUGGCGUCAAGUAUGUAUGUAUGAUGAGAUGCAUGUAAAACAAUAAAACAUCCCAUUUGGAAUGAGACGAUGCAUUAUGAGUGGAUGGUGUUCUUACAAUGAGAAUUAGUCAAAAGAUUCCACCUGUUUUAUUGGAAGGCUCCAGGUCAAUUUCUGGGACUCGCGCUGCAAUCUCCACAGCAUUGGGACUCGAUUAGACCCGAGUUAUCGGAGAACCAGGUUAUCAGUGAGUUAUCAGUCACUGAUCAUGACCGGUCAAUGAGUGACCUGGGAUUGGACUGAAACCCUCACUCGGAGCGGCUUUCUGUCCACCGUGGAGC
Molecule: messenger RNA, 2534 nt
Organism: Gadus chalcogrammus (walleye pollock)
Lineage: Eukaryota; Metazoa; Chordata; Actinopteri; Gadiformes; Gadidae
Gene: bbox1
Product: butyrobetaine (gamma), 2-oxoglutarate dioxygenase (gamma-butyrobetaine hydroxylase) 1
Exons: 7
Coding region: 457-1317 (286 amino acids)
Biological process (GO): carnitine biosynthetic process
Cellular component (GO): mitochondrion
Molecular function (GO): gamma-butyrobetaine dioxygenase activity
Source: RefSeq, a predicted model, not a curated record